This is a messenger RNA of Anoplopoma fimbria (sablefish), 2840 nucleotides long. It is a transcript of the gene poli, whose product is annotated as polymerase (DNA directed) iota. Gene Ontology annotation, biological process: translesion synthesis. The transcript has 10 exons. NCBI's taxonomy places the organism in Eukaryota, Metazoa, Chordata, Actinopteri, Perciformes, Anoplopomatidae. Gene Ontology annotation, molecular function: damaged DNA binding; DNA-directed DNA polymerase activity. The record is from RefSeq and is a predicted model, not a curated record. The coding region runs from base 69 to 2213 and encodes 714 amino acids.
CAACAGCAGCAGAGGUCUUAUGUGUGAUAUUAAAAUCUAUAAAACACAAACAAAUUGUGUCGUUUUAAAUGGAUAACAGCGAGGAUGAGAUGGAAGAGGAUGAGACUGAGUGGCAUAACAGUUUCGUGGAUUCAGUCCCUGAUCCAAGCCUCAAUAAAACAUCAGGACCAACACCUGCUCACAGAGUCAUUCUGCAUUUUGACCUGGACUGCUUCUAUGCUCAGGUGGAAAUGAUCAGAAACCCUGCACUGAGAGAGGUCCCUUUAGGUAUUCAGCAGAAAUACAUCAUAGUCACCUGCAACUAUGUGGCAAGAGAUCUCGGCGUCACCAAGUUGAUGGCUGUGACUGCUGCUAAGGAGAAAUGUCCUCAGCUGGUGCUGGUUAAAGGAGAAGACCUGACACACUACAGAGAGAUGUCGUAUAAACUGACAGAGCUGCUGAUGUCCUACUGUCCACUGGUAGAGAGGCUUGGGUUUGAUGAAAACUUCAUGGACGUCACAAAGAUGGUAGAUAGAAGGCUAGCAGAGACACCGGAGUCCGACAGCCUUUCAUUUAAAGGACACGUCUACAACCAUUGCAGUGCAGAUGUUAAAGCAAGUGAUCAUCCACGGUUGGCUUUAGGUUCACACAUUGCAGCAGAGCUAAGAGAAGCCAUGCACAGCAAACUGGGUCUGACCGGCUGCGCUGGAAUCGCCACGAACAAGCUACUGGCCAAACUGGUGUCGGGCUCCUUUAAACCCAAUCAGCAAACCACCCUGCUGCCCGAGAACGUUGAUGACAUCAUGGGCUGUCUGAGUGGUGUCCGCAAAGUGCCGGGGGUCGGUCACCAAACUGCUAAGCGACUUCAAGCCCUGGGAUUGGUCAGUGUGAAAGAUCUCCAGCUCUUCCCGUUGAGCGACUUGGAGAAGGAGUUUGGAGGUCCCAGUGCCCAGCGCCUGAAGAAUCUGGCCCUCGGUGUUGAUGAAUCGCCUGUCGCCCCCACCGGGGCCCCUCAGUCUCUCAGUGACGAAGACUCCUUCAAGAAAAUAUCGUCAACCAAAGAAGUUUUGGAAAAGAUUCAAGAACUCCUGAGCAGUCUGGCGGAGAGGAUGCACAAAGAUGGCAGGCAGCCUCAAACCUUCCGGCUGACCAUCCGCAGAUACUCAGCGACCAACAAGUGGUUCAGUCGGGAGAGCCGACAGUGUCCGAUCCCCAACCACAUAGGACAGAAGAUCACCUCUGACAGCAGUGAUGAUGCCGUGGUACAGCUGGUCUCGUUGGCCAUGAAGCUCUUCCACAAGAUGGUGGACAGCAGCGCCGCCUUCCACCUCACCCUCAUCAACGUCUGCUUCAGUAACCUGCAGACCAGGGGAGCUGCCGUCAGCGGAAAGGGCUCCAUAACGUCAUUCUUCACACACAGCACGUCUCCCAAAAAAACACAAAUCUUCUCAUCGCAAAGCCAGGAUGCUUCCUCUCAGAGUGGGAACACGGAUCAUCGGUUCAGCCCACACAGCGUGAUUACUCAACUCACCCCUCCUCAAAAGACAGUAACCACUGAAAGCCCUUGUAGCUCCGGGGCAUCAUUAUAUGGGUUUAAAAGAAAACAGAGGCCUUUUGUUGCUGCAGAAGACCCUCGGCUUCAGAAAGAAUCCCGCAGCACAACGAGGUCGGAGCCAGAAAUCACGGUGACACAUCGAUUGCCCCCGAACGUUGACCCCGAAGUGUUCAGGCUUCUCCCUGAGGAAAUCCAGAAGGAGCUGUUAUCUCCCGCCUACACAAACUCUCUCCCCGGUCUUUCAACGAGCUCACCUGCAGUCGACGAUGUCCCCUACGUAAGAAAAAACAAGUCUCCACAGUCAUUUAGUCACUCACAAAAUAUUAAAGACACUAAAGAGGCUGUGGAGAAAAUUGACUCAUCCGACAGGCCGACGAGCGUGGAUAAGAGGCCUGAGGGCACAAGUGCCUUUCAAGGGGAGAUGGUCAUGGAAGAAGGGAGCCUGUCAUUCCCUCGGUCUGCUGACUGUGAGUUCCCGGGAAAUGUGGACCCUAAGGUGUUUUCUGAGCUUCCGCCCGACGUUCAGGAGGAGUUGAUGUCGGGAUGGAAGCAACAGAAGCCGGUCCUGAAGACGCCCUCGUCCAGGAAACCAGCGAGAAGCUUGAUGACCAAAGACAGAAAAGCUGCAGGAAAAGGCAGUCAGGCAAACAAUCUGUUAAAGUAUUUCAAACCCAGUUAGAGGGCUGAGCAAAGCUUCUGCUAGAGGUCAUUUAUGACAGGAGAAACUCUUUUGUUAUGUUAUUUCUGGAUCUCAGGUGAUAAAUAUAUAUAUAUAUAUACAGGGAGUGAACAAAACAAAAUAAAACGCUUACCGGACGGUAGCUCUGUAGCAAGACACAAUUUGGGGAGGCUUUUUUGGUGUCACUACUACAAAUCGAAAUGCAAAAGGCAACUACACGAAUAUUGAGUACCACAGGUAUCAGGAAGAUGAUUUCUAAAGCAUCACUUACAAAUAUAGCAACAUAAUGUACGAAAAUAUUGGGGGAAAAGUCUAAAAGGUCAAGAAAAUUGCAUUUAAAAAAAGGGAAAAAUGGUUCUAUUUAAAACAACGCCAACAUUAAUUUAAAUGGCCAUUCAGUUUGAGUUGAAAAGACUCAUUUCUGCAGUUUUCAAAUUGAUCUCGGCAGUGGUUGAAUGCUAUAGAAGAAGCUACUAAGUUAACUGCCUGUAAAGUCAAGAAUUAAGGUUUUCGCUCCACUUUCUAUCAAUAUCUCUGACAAUCCCAACAAAAGCAAAAAAAGUUUGACUAAGUUGGUAUUUGUGUUGCACUUUUUUUUUUUUGUCCACCCUGUAUUUCAGUUUAAUA